CCAAGGGAAACUCCAGUUUAUAGCACCUUGCUGGUCUCCUAACUGUGAAUGGCAACGUGAUUUUAGCAGGAUAUUUAAUUCGGCUUUUUAUUUUUGCAACAAUAAUAUAAUCUUGCAAACAGUGAUUUAUAUAUGUAGACACCCAUUAGUGUCAAACUUCCGUUGGAAAUUUCAUGUCUUCUCUGUCAUGGUGUACCUCAUUUGUCAGGCAACUCAUGAUGCCUGAAGAUUCUGUUUUUUGCUUCGAAUUUCCUGUAGUUUUCAACAUCCAACAUGGAAAAUGCAGGCAUUCUCUCUGGAUUUCAACCUAAGGUCACAUAUGAACACACAUUCACAAGAGAACUAUCAUAUCUGCCCGUUUCCAGAAUGUGGAAAGCGUUAUGCUCAUGAGUACAAGCUAAAGAAUCACGUCAUGACUCACCGUGAAAAGAGAAGCCAUCCAGAACUCCAAAAUCUGCUGCAGUGGCUAAUGGCUCUGCAUUAUGCCUGCCCGCAUGAUGGGUGUGAAAAGGCCUACAUCCAUGAAUACAAACUGAACCUUCAUUUGAGGAGAGAGCACCCCGACCAUUUCCCAGAUGAAAAUGCCAAGAAUGCCCAAUCUAAUGUUGCUAAUGAGAUGGAUGAAACCAUUGAUGAAGAUGCAUAUGUGGGGAAACGGGGAAAUGGAAAAAUUCAGAAACAAAGCAGGCCGAAGCCAAACUUGAAGCUACCUCCUUCAAAAGUUGCAAAGCGCAAAGGCUCGAGUGCUUCUCCAGCCAGUGUGAAUAUAGUAGUGAAAAAACCGUGGCCUGUUAAAGAAGAAAUUUACGAGGAAGAAGAUAGUGAAGAAACAGAAGAGGACCGCGACAAUGCUGAGAAUGGAUGGAGAUACAGAGGGAAUAAUGAAGAAGAUGAUGAAGAGACAGAGGAUGAAGAUUAGGCUUUCAUCAAUGGACACUUUCACUCCCACCGCUUCUUUUCAAAAUGAUAGGUGUAGUCUUCUUUACUUCAUUCAAUUUGAUGCAUAUAGUGAUAAUUCCUGUAAAAAUUAUUUAUAUAUAUAAAAAAAAAUUCUAGUAAAACUCUAUAUUUGUGUGUGUCUGAACACUAACAUUGAAUGUUGAAUUUAAACAAAGGAUGUGGA
Molecule: messenger RNA, 1123 nt
Organism: Ilex paraguariensis (yerba mate)
Lineage: Eukaryota; Viridiplantae; Streptophyta; Magnoliopsida; Aquifoliales; Aquifoliaceae
Source: the annotation of a GenBank genome assembly